AUUUGAAAGCAGGAUCAAAGAGCAUUAUAGAUAAAAUUCCUUGCUUACGGGCAUAUGUGCCGGGAUCGAACCCCGGACUUUUAAUGUAUAGCCAGGCGCCAUAGACCACUCGGCCACGGCACCCCCACUCACACCUCCAAUCAUACAUGUGGUACUUAUCAAAAUAAUACCGCCAUCUGUAGUCAACCAAGGGUUCAACCAAGGAGUUGUGUAUUAAUUUGACCUUCAACUUCUCUGUACACUACGCAUUGCAUUGGGGAAUCCCCGCUCCGAAAUUCGCAAUCCAUUGUAUCGUAACGCAUCUUUCGUAACACCAAGAGAGGCCUUCCCUUUGGUCGCCCUGAUUGGACCAGAUUGCCGCGCAGUAAGCGUCACAUUUUCAUAAUAAUCAUAAUGAUAUGUGAAUAGCUCUGAGGAUGACUGUAUAAUCAGCUAGUAUUGAUGUGGAACGAAAUUAAGAAAUAAGAACAACACAAAGGUGACUCUGGAAGAAUUCACCGAGCAAUUCGAAUAUUGGCAACGCUGCUAUUUAUCGUCAUUGGAUACUACCAUAAUAUUAUUCCAGCUUGGACCGAAUAUUACAUGAAAUGGAAUCUGCAGGUGUGGUGUGUAUGGUGUGUGUCGUGUUGGUCUUAUUAGUUUACUCGUCUGUGAUCUCAUAUCUCUACUUCAAAGAUAGCAAUCCAACCUUGCCAACUCUGAAGAACGCACCCGAAGUGAUAAGCGUUACGACCUCGUAUGUUUGGGUGUCAUGGCAUCUAAAUUACAAUGGUAACGGUCCAGUCUGUGGGUCAACUGUCUAUCUCCAAAACCCCUCAUCGACAUCGUGGACGAGUGUUGGUUUUGUUCCCGUGGAAGAAGAUGCAAACUUCUAUCAAUUCGUGAUUGACCGACUGGACGCAGGGACCAGCUAUGGUGUGAGUGUGCGUCUUCUCCAUUGCUCGGGGAAAGAAGGGACAGCAAGUCCCGAACUGUCCGCGUCGACACAGAAUUAUGUUUUGCCCAGCUUGCACCAAGACCCUAGCACAAUAGCAUCAGGAACAACCUAUGCAACUGUCCUAUGGCAAGAUGAAUACGUCGGUGAUGGACCUACGUGCGGCUAUGCUAUCGACAGGAGGGGUCUCGGGGAUGACGCCACGCCUUGGACGACUGCGGGUCUCGUGCCAUUGCAACCGGGUCCACAGUCUGUGGAACAGAGUGUCUUCAACCUAACUGGCUUAGAGCCGUCUAUGGGGUACCAGGUCUCAGUAAGACCUAUCUUGUGCGACGGUACAAGAAUUAUUCAACUCGGAGAAGGACCAUUAUUGUCUCUGAGGACUUCCACAAUUGAACCACCGACUUUGACGAUGGCCCCUGUUCUGACCAAUCUUUCAACGUCACACGCGGAGAUCGAGUGGACUAGCGACCACCACGGGGAUGGCCCUAUCUGUGGAUACGAUAUCAACCUCAAGAAGCACGUCGGCGAUAACAACGAACCGUGGCUUAGUGUCGGGUUCGUACCGGUUGGCAACGAGCUCGAGUUCUACAUCGGGCAACUUGAGGCGGAUACCGGUUAUCUAGUCGCUGUUUCGGUCAUCAAUUGCUUAUCGGGUGGGGAAGGUCCACGACGGCCUGCGUUAUCCUUCAGGACCAUCGCGCCUGUGACAGAGGCUAUCACAGUUACAUCUCAUACAAUUUCUCCAGCAGGUGCGUUGUGUUUUAUCUUGCUUAGCCUUUGA
Molecule: messenger RNA, 1718 nt
Organism: Lytechinus variegatus (green sea urchin)
Lineage: Eukaryota; Metazoa; Echinodermata; Echinoidea; Temnopleuroida; Toxopneustidae
Product: twitchin-like
Exons: 5
Coding region: 588-1718 (376 amino acids)
Molecular function (GO): protein binding
Source: RefSeq, a predicted model, not a curated record